Messenger RNA from Trematomus bernacchii (emerald rockcod), 1343 nucleotides. RefSeq names its product HAUS augmin like complex subunit 8 (gene haus8). The record is from RefSeq and is a predicted model, not a curated record. Bases 94 to 1173 code for a protein of 359 amino acids. NCBI's taxonomy places the organism in Eukaryota, Metazoa, Chordata, Actinopteri, Perciformes, Nototheniidae. The transcript has 10 exons.
AAAGAAGAAGAAGAAGAGCGGAACCAUUGAUUCACGUCUUGUUUCUGCCGGUUGACAAAACUGGCGCACGGGCGGUUUGCAGUUCAAAACAUUAUGGCGUCCAGAAGAACAUCAUUAGCGCCGAGCUCUUUCAAAAGUGCUUCCGCUGACACCAAACGCUCGAAAAGUGGCAGCAAUGCUGUUAAAGUCACAGUCAGUGAACCUGGAAAGAAACCUGUUAAAACAAGUGGGACUGUUGUCAAGUCUCGCUAUAUGCAGUCUGCUGAGAAGUCAUCUAUCUCAAAGAGUAACUCACUGACCGAUGAGUCCUUUGCUGUGCCGCUGAAGCCGUCCUCACCUAAACCCAGUGGAGUCAAACCGAGAGUGGGCACCCCCCCGAGACGCUCCAUGGCCCCACAGGCUAGACCUGAGGCUUCAUUGCUCGGUAGAAGUAUCUUGCAUUCCACUUUCUCAGAUGGACACUGCUUCCAACCAAAUUUUGACAUUUCAGUCAUUAAAGAGAAAACAAUUAUGGAAAAUGCAGCAGAGCCCGAGAGAAAUCCAGAGACAGAGAAGUGGAACAUUGAGAUGCAGACAUUCCUGCUGGCCUAUCUCACAGCUGAGAUGGAGAGCAACACUGCAAAGCUUAAGGCUGAGGCAGAAGCAAGGAUCCUGCAGGAGAUGGAGGACGAAGAGGCUCUGUAUAAUGAAGUCCAGGAGAAGAAACGUCAGUACCUCGUCAUGGAGAAGGACAGGCUAGCGAAUGAGCUACUAGAUUUACAGAUAGCUGCUCUGACUCCUGUGGCAGAAACUGCCAAACAGUUCACAAAGAACUACAAGUCCUUCGCCUCAGCUGUCGACACCACCCGCCACGAGCUGCCAGUGAAGAACUUCUACAUCGACGGGGACAGAAAGGAGUUUCUAGAUAAAGCUGAGGCCUGCCUGAAGGUGAGUGAGAAGCUGCUGGAGGAGUGCACAGAGGGAGAUCAGAAGGACACCAGCACUUCUCUAGAGUGCCUCAGAGACAUUAAGACGACAUCAAAGGACAUCAGUCAGCAGCUGUCGGGCACAUUUUCAGAGCUCCUGGAGGUGUCUUCACUCGUCUGCCGCCAUACAAUAAAUGUCCAUCAGGCCACGGAGGAGGAGCAGCUCGGCCCUGCAAGAACCCUGAAGCUCUAUUGCCCCAAAGUGUGAAGAAUACCCCACAGCAUGGGAGCAUGGGAUGCACAGAACAGGCACUUUGGAUACCCCCCCCCCCCCGUUUGUAUGUACAUGUACUUUUUUUUGUUUAUGUUUGUCUGUUUCUUAUAUACUGAUUGAUUUCUUUGUAGCUGUAUUAUAAUAAUAAAAAUGUUGAAUUAUGA